Molecule: messenger RNA, 1135 nt
Organism: Cuscuta campestris
Lineage: Eukaryota; Viridiplantae; Streptophyta; Magnoliopsida; Solanales; Convolvulaceae
Source: the annotation of a GenBank genome assembly
CUUUGAUUCUCCCUCUAUAAAAAAAAACCACUCAUACUAAGUAACAUCUUCCUCUUGUUUGAUUCUAUCAAUUGAAACUGUCAUUUUCCUCUUGUGCCUUUCUUGAGCUCUCCCAUUUUCUACAGUUUGAAGGUGUUCCCAUUUUCUAAUUAGGGGAAAUGAGUGCUUCAAAGUUCAUCAAAUGUGUGACUGUUGGAGAUGGAGCUGUGGGGAAGACAUGCAUGCUCAUUUGCUACACCAGUAACAAGUUCCCAACUGAUUAUAUCCCAACGGUGUUUGACAAUUUCAGUGCAAAUGUUGCUGUUGAUGGUAACAUUGUUAACCUGGGAUUAUGGGAUACUGCUGGCCAGGAAGACUACAGCAGGCUGAGGCCAUUGAGUUACAGAGGUGCAGACAUAUUUGUUUUGGCUUUCUCCUUAAUUAGCAGAGCAAGCUAUGAAAAUGUUCUUAAAAAGUGGAUGCCCGAACUUCGUCGGUUUGCUCCCAAUGUUCCCGUUGUUCUUGUAGGAACAAAACUAGAUCUUCGCGAUGACAAUCGAUAUAUGGCUGAUUAUAUGGGCUCGAACGUGAUAACAUCAUCUCAAGGUGAGGAAUUAAGGAAGCAAAUAGGUGCAGCAGCAUAUAUAGAGUGCAGCUCUAAAACCCAGCAGAAUGUCAAGGCAGUAUUUGACAUUGCAAUUAAGGUUGUGCUUCAACCUCCCAGGAGGAAUGAAACGGCAAGGAAGAAAGCGCGCAAAAGCACCAGUUGCUCAAUAGUGAGGGGUAUAGUCUGUGGAGGCUGCGUUGCAUAGGAGAACGUCUCCGGUGCGUUGUCAUAGUUUGUCAACCACUCGUUUCACCGCCAGCUGGGAAUGCCAAUGUGUAUGCCAUGUUUUGUAAUUUUGAAUGUAGCUUCUGUCUGGUCUGUAGAAACCAAGCAGAGGCAAACUCAGAGAGAAUCAUCCAUUCUCUCUCUCUCAAGUUCUGUGAAUUACUGGUUAACUAGUAGUAGUAUGUAUGUCUUAAUGCCCUUCAAAAUGUGUUGUUUUACUCUCCAUUUUCCCUGUCUACAAACAUAAAAGGGCCGAGUAUCACAUUAGAUGAAUUUUUUUGCGUUAUUUACCCUUGAACUCUUUAAAAAAAUGUGCGGAUUCUC